AUGGAUAAGCAAUGUCUCAUCGAUUGCCUGGCCGACGAGCUGUUGAACCUGAUAUUGUUCUUCCUGGUGGUCGGGUCGGAAGAGGUUUCUGAUGGGCGCAUUAGUCGACGUGGCCUCAUCUUAUCAGCAAUUAAAAGAAAUGGCAGCGAAGCGAAUUUUCCACGCGGCGAGAAAUCAGAUCUGGACAGGUACAGACUGGUCUGCAAACGAUUUAUGAGAAUUGCGACACCACGAAAAUUCCGCCACUUUACGCUGAGAUUCUCACGGGAUGGAUUCAAAAGGCUCAAUGAACUGGUCGAUAUGCAAUUGGCUUGCCAUACGCGGCAUUUUACAUACAUGGUCCGACCCUUCUAUCUAGGGCGCGACUGGGAGAACUUUCUCGCCGAUGUCUCUUUAGACCAUCACUCGCUCUCCGAGAUUCACCGACUACGGUUAGCGGACCAAAAAUUCCUAGUCGAAAAUGCAAAUGACUUGGCUGCACUGAAGAGAGCAAUGUCCUUCUUCUCAUCCUUGCAGCAAGUAAAGCUUCUUCGGCUUCAGGAUCAGGCGGAUGAAGAGAUCUUGAAACUAGCAAGACGAGGGAACCCAGAGAGGGAUCUCCAUCUUGACUGGGACCCAGCAUGCUCACAUGCGGUGCAAAGUUUGGGGGUCGCUCUCCUGGGCUCUACGUGCCACUCUGUCCGAUUCCUUGGGCCCCAACUUAGCCCGAAAGCCGCAGUGAGAUUGUUACACACGCCCGAGCUAGUCAUGUCUAGUCUCGGAGAACGUCUCACCUGCUUGGAUGUUAAUUUUCAGUCAGCCCACGAUGUGACGUCGAUGAUGAUUGGGCUUUCUGGAGUUUUUCGCAACUUCUUACUUGCAGCGCGAAAUCUAGUUACGAUAAGUGUCGGCUUCUCUGCCGACUUACCCGUUUCUAUACCUUUAGAGGACAUAUUCAACCAUCUCCAUUGGCCACGUUUACGUUGUCUGGGAAUACAGGGCUGGAAACUUGAUUCGGCGGAGAUAAUCGCCAUAGUGCGGCGCCAUGGAUCUCGAUUGAGAGAGCUUCGCAUACCCUACGUAUAUCUACGGGAAGGAAGUAGGUGGCGAGAUAUUCUUUCAGUGCUACAUAACGAAAUAGAACAUCUUGAAAGUGUGGACCUACAGCACAUUGACUAUGCCUUUCAUUUUGACUCGGAAGUCAUUCAUGGGGUGGAGAUCCCACCCCUAACAUCAACAGAAGAAGAGGAUAACGGUCUCUAUGAAGACGAAAGAAGCGAAGAUACUGAUUCUUCGUACGUCGUAUCUGCGCAUCACUCGCAGAGCGAGACAUCAGACUCAGAGACUCACCAAUGGCCAACACAGGCCUUAUCAAUAGGAGAACUCAGUCUACUGACUGCCAACGACUUGGGCGACAAUGGGAUGUACGUGAAACGAGAACAUUGGGGUUUGUGGGAAAAAUGGGUGGUAUCACGAUUGUAUGUAUAG
Molecule: messenger RNA, 1467 nt
Organism: Talaromyces proteolyticus
Lineage: Eukaryota; Fungi; Ascomycota; Eurotiomycetes; Eurotiales; Trichocomaceae
Product: F-box domain protein
Exons: 2
Coding region: 1-1467 (488 amino acids)
Source: RefSeq, a predicted model, not a curated record